UGUGUGUGUGUGUGUGUGUGUGAUCGUCCGAUCGAUGCAAUGCUGCUGCCUUUCCUUUCUGCCCUGGGCAGAGAAUCCCUCUCGGAUCUUGACCUCACCCCAUCGCUCUUUGCCCACCAUCUAUCUGUCUUCCUCGCUCUGGCCGGUUUUCGACUGCCUACACUACAUCCUCCAUCCCUCUGGACCCUUCCAAGUGUCACCGCUUCCGUCCCCCCCCUGGUCCGGCCAGGACAUCCCUUGCUUCACCAAGCCCCAACUGAACGGCACGCGCCGAGGGGACGCCCUGUCCUGAGACCCUUCACCGAGAGGCACUGCCGUCUUACAUAGUAACGCAGUGUCGCUCGCCGACCAUGGCACUCCGGGAAAACACCACAAGGUGUAGUGAUCGGCAGGUAUCCCGCCAAUGCCCCUCCCCUCCCCGGAGAAGGGCUGUCUCUCGUCAGCAUCAGCCCCCCCCUCCCCUUCCUCAAGUCUCAAGAGCCGUGUUGAAGUGACACAAAGAAAUCUCCCUCACUCAGCCUUGCUGGCCGCUCAGGAUCCUCCCGUCUCACCCCUCCGCCCUCCCUUCUCGGCACACCACCCUUGCUCGCCUUCUGGGGGACAUGCGGUCGAGCUGAUGGUCCACGCUUCGGCCUUUGCCAUAUGAAAACCAUCCCCUAAUGACCACAUCAUCGUCUCGUCACCUGCCGGCAAACACAGCGCCGUAUUGCAAGGUCGCACACCAGUUAUUACUCUCUUCGUCGCCACUCCGUCAGCCGAGCAUGUCGGCUACUGAGAUAUCUCGAGCCGAUGGCUCCCCACCCGGCGACGAGACCCCCCCCCCC
Colletotrichum navitas is the source of this 824-nucleotide messenger RNA. RefSeq lists its product as uncharacterized. NCBI's taxonomy places the organism in Eukaryota, Fungi, Ascomycota, Sordariomycetes, Glomerellales, Glomerellaceae. The record is from RefSeq and is a predicted model, not a curated record. The transcript has a single exon. The coding region runs from base 40 to 327 and encodes 95 amino acids.